This is a messenger RNA of Daldinia caldariorum, 1125 nucleotides long. RefSeq names its product oxidoreductase. The transcript has 2 exons. Gene Ontology annotation, molecular function: oxidoreductase activity. Bases 265 to 1125 code for a protein of 286 amino acids. Lineage: Eukaryota; Fungi; Ascomycota; Sordariomycetes; Xylariales; Hypoxylaceae. The record is from RefSeq and is a predicted model, not a curated record.
CAGGAUAGAGUCGAAGGAAAGAGUCAAACAGCACCUCCUUGCCAUUAAACUAUCGCCGUUAGAUCCGAACAGGUUUCUACUUCGCCAAAAUGCGUUCCGUUUCCGCGUUGCCCGUGUUUAUGGGCUUGUUGGGCGUAGGUAUGGCUCAGAGUACGUAUAGCCCUUUGCUCGAAACUACCUCUACAUUCAUACAAACAGCUAAAACAACACGCAGAGGAAAAUGUCACGCUGAUAGACCCUAUCAGCCGCUUCGAUAACAUCACUAUGAACCCGCCCCCUCCCGGGAAGUUUCCCAUCCUUCAGACCAGCUUUGAGACACCUCCGGAUUGUGGCGAGUAUAGCUACAGGGGAAGGGGUCGACUGCAAGGACUCAACGCCUUGAUAACGGGUGGAGAUUCUGGAAUCGGAAGAUCAGUCGUCAUCGCCUUUCUACGCGAGGGUGCUAACGUCGCAAUCAACUAUCUCCCAGAGGAAGAACCCGACGUGGACGACCUCGCAAAUUUCCUCGAGGGAGAAGGCUUAUCAUUCGAGCGUAUCCCCGGGGACUUACUCAACGAAACUUUCGUCACCGAGCUUGUCCACGAGGCCGCGGACCGUCUUGGAGGCCUCGAUAUCGUAGUCCCGAACGCUGGAUACUCCGGAGUUAUCAACGGCGAGACGUGGCGACCCAUCGAGAAGCAGUCGACCGAACAACUCGAGCGCAUCUUCCGGACCAACGUCUUCGCGAACUUCUUCCUGGUCCGCGCGGCCGUGCCUCUGCUCCCCCGCGGCGGGAGCUUCGUCUUCACCACGUCAGGCAUCAUCAACACCGUCAACAGCAACGCGGUCGACUACGGCGCGAGCAAGGCUUCCAUCAGCUACAUGAUCCGCAGUCUCUCGGCCCAGCUCGCCCCCAAGGGGAUCAGGGUCAACGGCGUCGCCCCCAGCAUCACCUACUCGCCGUUCUUGGCGACCGCUGGGGUCUCGAAGGAGGCGAUUAGGGCUAUCAGCGCGUCUAACGCGUACGGCCGUAUCGAGCAGCCCGCCGAGUUGGCGCCCAUCUACGUCAACUUGGCUGACCCCCUGGCGACGUACGCGAGCGGAAAUAUUUGGGCCGCAACCGGUUCUAUACCUGGUCCCGUCUAA